AUGUCUCACAGGAAAUUCUCUGCUCCCAGGCAUGCCUUGGGCUUCUUGCCUCGCAAGCAAAGUAGCCAGCAUCGCGGGGAAAUGAAGAGCUUCCACAAGGAUGCUUCCAAGCCUGUCUACCUGACAGCCUUUUUAGGCUACAAGGCUGGCCUGACCCACAUCAUCCGGGAAGUUGACAGGCCAGGAUCUAAGGUGAACAGGAAGGAAGUUGUGGAGGCUGUAACCACUGUGGAAACCCCACCCAUGGUGGUUGUGGGCAUUGUGGGAUACGUGGAAACUCCACGAGGACUCCGAACCUUCAAGACCAUAUUUGCUGAGCACAUCAGUGAUGACUGUAAACGUCGUUUCUUUAAGAACUGGCACAAAUCUAAGAAGAAGGCUUUUACCAAAUACUGUAAGAAAUGGCAGGAUGACAUGGGCAAGAAGCAACUGGAUAAGAACUUCAAAAGCAUGAAGAAGUACUGUCAAGUCAUCCGCAUAAUUGCCCACACUCAGAUGUGUCUGCUUCCUCUGCGCCAGAAGAAGGCACACUUGAUGGAGAUCCAAGUGAGGGGCACUGUGGCUGAGAAGCUAGACUGGGCCCAAGAGAGGCUGGAGCAGCAGAUUCCUGUGAACCAGGUGUUUGGACAGGAUGAGAUGGUUGAUGUCAUUGGGGUGACAAAAGGCAAAGGGUACAAAGGGGUGACCAGUCGUUGGCACACAAAGAAAUUGCCCCGCAAGACCCACAGAGGGCUGCGUAAGGUUGCCUGUAUUGGAGCCUGGCACCCUGCCUGUGUGGCCUUCUCUGUGGCUUGAGCUGGUCAAAAAGGCUACCAUCAUCGAACAGAGAUUAACAAGAAGAUUUACAAGACUGGUCAAGGCCAUCUCUUCAAGGAUGGUAAGCUGAUCAAGAACAAUGCAUCUACUGACUAUGACCCGUUCGACAAGAGCAUCAACCCACUGCGUGGCUUUGUCCAUUAUGGUGAGGUGACCAAUGAUUUUGUCAUGCUCAAAGGCUGCCUGGUCAGAACCAAGAAGCGAGUGCUUAUUCUUCUCAGUUCCUUGCUGGUGCAGACCAAAUGGCAAGCUCUGGAGAAGACUGACCUUAAGUUUAUUGAUACCACGUCCAAGUUUGGCCAUGGCCAUUUCCAGACCAUGGAAGAGAAGAAAGCAUUCACGGGACCACUCAAGAAAGACUGCAUUGCCAAGGAGGAAAGUUGCUUAAUGCCAGAAGCAAUUUGCACAGCUGGAAAAUUAAAUCAAAAGCGUUUUGCUAAUACAGAUGUAAAUUUUAGAAGAGAUGAAGAAGAUGAACAUUCUAAAAUGGAUGUCGAACAAGUAAACAAGAGAGAAGGCUUUUUUCACGUUGGUUUAAAAUCCUUAAAGGACUUGAUCCUGAUACUUAGGAGAAAAGUAAAUCCAGCUUCACCAAAGGCUGUAAUAAAUGCUCCUUUAGAAGUCUUGAAGCCAGUAGUGGCUAAGGAAAUCCUGGUGCCAUUUAUUGAAGAGAACACUAUGGAACCUCUGUACAACGUUCUUCUCCUGGUGGACAGCCUGUACCAGGACAUCACUCUUAUGUUUAAUGCCUUGGCACUACGUGCAAUUCUACUGUCUUCUUUAUGUCCUAGAGAUUGUGACUCAAAUAAAGAUGGCAGAGACCUCCUUACAAGGCUCCGCCUCCACGAUGCUCUUGCAAAUGUUGCCCUUGCACUUAUUCAGGAACAAAAUAACCAGAACAAAGUAAACUUAAAAAGUUGUGGGAGGGGUGUGUAUACGACUUCAGGUGCCCGGGGAAGCCAGAAGGAUCCAAUCUCCCUGGAGCUGGAGUUACAGGUGGUGCUGGGCUUCCCGAAUGAGCGCUGGGAACCAACCUCUGGUGCUCUGCAAGAGCAGGAUGUACAAAAUUGCUUCACCAUCUAUCUCUCUAGUCUAGAAAGAUUUUUUAAUAAGGUAAAACGCUGUAAUUUGUCUUUCUUCUUGCACGUGGGCAUCACCACUGAGUGCCAGGGUCACCUGCUUCCUGUGGAAACCUUCGUGGCCCUUAGCCCUCCUUGGCUCUACAUCUCAGCUCUCCGAUGCUUCAUCUUGAGUUCCAGCCUCACACACGUCCAUCUUCCUAGGUGUUAUCGUUAG
Molecule: messenger RNA, 2112 nt
Organism: Meriones unguiculatus (Mongolian gerbil)
Lineage: Eukaryota; Metazoa; Chordata; Mammalia; Rodentia; Muridae
Product: large ribosomal subunit protein uL3-like
Biological process (GO): ribosomal large subunit assembly; translation
Cellular component (GO): ribosome; cytosolic large ribosomal subunit
Molecular function (GO): RNA binding; structural constituent of ribosome
Source: RefSeq, a predicted model, not a curated record